This is a messenger RNA of Coregonus clupeaformis (lake whitefish), 2479 nucleotides long. Its product is annotated as equilibrative nucleoside transporter 1-like. Gene Ontology annotation, cellular component: plasma membrane. The coding region runs from base 408 to 1733 and encodes 441 amino acids. The record is from RefSeq and is a predicted model, not a curated record. Lineage: Eukaryota; Metazoa; Chordata; Actinopteri; Salmoniformes; Salmonidae. The transcript has 13 exons. Gene Ontology annotation, molecular function: nucleoside transmembrane transporter activity. Gene Ontology annotation, biological process: uridine transmembrane transport; nucleoside transmembrane transport.
CUAGAGUAUGCAGCAAUUAUAUUCUCUCGUAUAAGUAGUCAUUGAAAAAUACACUUGUCUCUUUAAGGGGAAGGAAGAAAUGUGACAUGAGCAUGAAAAAACCAACUAGCACAGGACUAAUAAAUUGCGUAAUAGAGAAACUGCAGAGCAAGCGACAAGGACUUCUCCAAGAGCUGAAGUCAGGGUAUUAUUGGUUCGACUAAGGUUGUUCAAUGAGGUAUUUCUGAGAAAGGGAUAAGACUACAUGUGAAGUGGUUGAAUUGAAAGAGAGAAAGAAUACAAUAACUCCAUGACUUCAGUGUAUGACCAACAACAGGUGAGAAGAGGACAGCACAACUACAGAGUAGCUAAGCCUUGUUUGGUGCUGAGCUGUGGAAAAGGGUGACAGUAAUCACUGAAGAGAAAUAAUGGCCGUCCAUGAGCCAAAAGACAAAAACAAUGGCGUGUGGCUGAUCUUUUUCAUGCUGGGCUUAGGAACUCUCCUGCCAUGGAACUUCUUUAUGACAGCCACCAUGUAUUUUACCAGCCGUCUCAGCGACCCCUCCCAAAUGGGCACCAACCUGUCAGGCAAUGGGACCGGGGGAGAAGGGGACAACCGUAGCCUUUUGGAGGCCAAGUUCAAUAACGUAAUGACGCUUUGUGCCAUGGUGCCUUUACUGGUCUUCACCUGUCUCAACUCAGUCCUGCAUCAAAGGAUUCCUCAGAAGUUUCGGAUCAUGGGCAGCCUGGCAGUGAUUUUGGUGGUGUUUCUUCUGACGGCCAUCUUGGUAAAAAUAGAGAUGGCACCCCUCCCCUUCUUCACGUUGACCAUGAUCAAGAUUGUCAUCAUAAACUCCUUUGGCGCUAUCCUGCAGGGUAGUCUGUUUGGCAUGGCAGGCCUAAUGCCUGCCAAAUACACCACGCCCAUCAUGAGUGGGCAAGGCCUGGCGGGCACUUUCGCUGCCUUCUCCAUGAUCUGUGCUAUCGCAAGUGGCUCAGAGAUAAAUGAUGCUGCUUUUGGAUACUUCAUCACAGCCUGUGCAGUGAUCUUAUUGGCCAUAAUAUCCUAUGUGGUCCUCCCUAAACUGGAGUUCUACCAAUAUUAUAAGAGCCAAAGUGGAAACAGGGUUAGUGAUGAGGAGAACAAGCUGGAUCUUCUCAAGAAAGAAAAUGCUACAGAGAAUAGACCCGUUUUCAAACAAGGAGAAGAGGAGCAAAACGUGUCCAUGUUGACCAUCUUCAAGAAGAUCUGGGUCCUGGCUCUCUCUGUGUGUUUUGCCUUCACCAUCACCAUCGGCACCUUCCCAGCAGUCACUGUGGAUGUCAAGUCUACCAUCGCUGAUGGAGGCACCUGGGAGCUGUACUUCAUCCCGGUGUGUUGUUUCCUGCUCUUCAACCUCAGCGACUGGGUUGGGAGAAGCCUUACUGCUGUGUGUAUGUGGCCUGGGAAGGACAGCAAACUGGUGCCCAUUCUUCUGGUGGCCCGUGUGAUCUUCGUGCCGCUCUUCAUGCUGUGCAAUGUUCAGCCCCGCUACAACCUGCCUGUCUUCUUUGAACACGACGCCUGGUUCAUCGUCUUCAUGAUCCUCUUUGCCUUUUCCAAUGGAUACCUGGCCAGCCUCUGCAUGUGCUUUGGGCCCAAAAAAGUUGCUCCUCAUGAGGCGGAGACAGCUGGAGCCAUUAUGGCCUUCUUCUUGUCCCUAGGUUUGGCUCUGGGAGCAUCCCUCUCAUUCCUCUUCAGAGGCCUGGUCUAAAAUGGCACCUUGUAGAGAACAUGACCCAUAACCCAAACACGACCCAUAACACUUGCAUUGUAACAAAUUGUCAAAAAUGUAUUUGUUUCUUUUUUAAACAAGCAAUACUGAUUCACCUCAAAUCUGGUCUUCCAAAGAACAGAAGGUGGCAAGCAGCUUAAGACCAGGAUUCAAUCCGAUGGCACUUUGUCAGCUAUGCGCUAUUUAAAGGUAAUUUUCCAAUUGAACUGACAUAUAAAGCGUUUAUCGUGAAUGCGGUCUCCGCAAACGCAGGAACAUUACCUUUAACAGCCGAUAGUGUGAGGAUUUUUUUGUUUGACAGCUACCAAACUAACCAAAACUGACCUAAGUAGAGCGUUUGUGAAAUUAGGCAUCUACAGGUUCCUACUAUCCAUGGGAGAUCACAUUCUAUGCAAUUCAGUGCUUCGCUUUUGAUUCUGUAGUAUUCCAAUUUGAAUCCUUAUGAAGCUGAAUCCUUAUGAAGCCAUGAGCUCGAUACGAAGCAAGUCAAACACAAUUUACGGCUAUAUUAACUGCCAUUUAUUGGCAAAUAUAUUUAAUCAGUAUGAGUGCAAUAGACAGUGUAUACAGUGUAAUCAUGAAUAACAUUACAACAAAGGGAUGACACAAUCCCUACAAGAAGGUGAUGUGCAGUGUGCACUAUUAAAAAUAGACUCAGCGAGAUGACGUUGCAACAAGCAACACCGCAGAUAUUGAGAUGAGCGUGAAUCUGCCAGUGGGGAGGC